GAUCCCUGCGCCACACCGUCAGUCUCCGCUCCCACAUACUUGCUAGCAACACUCUUUCCCGUCGUGCCACGCGGUGCGGCCGCCCUCUGGGCUAAGUAAAGGCCCCUUGGUCUAAGGCUUUCCUAUUUCCUGGUUCGCCGGCGGCCAUUUUGGGUGGAAGCGGUAGCUGAGUGGCGGCUGCUCCUGAUUGUGUUCUAAGGGGACGGAGUAGGGAACGUUUGCUCUCCCGGAACAGCCUAUCUCAUUCCUCUCCGAUUACCCGUGGCGCGGAGAGUCAGGGCGGCGGCUGCAGCAGCAAGGGCGGCGGUGGCGGCGGCGGCAGCUGCAGUGACAUGUCCAGCAUGAAUCCCGAAUAUGAUUAUUUAUUCAAGUUGCUUCUGAUUGGAGACUCUGGAGUUGGAAAGUCUUGCCUCCUCCUUAGGUUUGCAGAUGAUACGUAUACAGAAAGCUACAUUAGCACUAUUGGUGUGGAUUUCAAAAUAAGAACUAUAGAGUUAGAUGGGAAAACAAUCAAGCUUCAAAUAUGGGACACAGCAGGCCAAGAAAGAUUUCGAACAAUCACCUCCAGUUAUUACAGAGGAGCCCAUGGCAUCAUAGUUGUGUAUGAUGUGACAGAUCAGGAGUCCUUCAAUAAUGUUAAACAGUGGCUGCAGGAAAUAGAUCGUUAUGCCAGUGAAAACGUCAACAAGUUGUUGGUAGGGAACAAAUGUGAUCUGACCACAAAGAAAGUAGUAGACUACACAACAGCAAAGGAAUUUGCUGAUUCCCUUGGAAUUCCGUUUUUGGAAACCAGUGCUAAGAAUGCAACAAAUGUAGAACAGUCUUUCAUGACAAUGGCAGCUGAGAUUAAAAAGCGAAUGGGUCCUGGAGCAACAGCUGGUGGUGCAGAGAAGUCCAAUGUUAAAAUUCAAAGCACUCCGGUCAAGCAGUCAGGUGGAGGUUGCUGCUAAAAUUUGCCUCCGUCCUUUUCUCACAGCAAUGAAUUUGCAAUCUGAACCCAAGUGAAAAAACAAAA
Artibeus jamaicensis (Jamaican fruit-eating bat) is the source of this 1015-nucleotide messenger RNA. RefSeq names its product RAB1A, member RAS oncogene family (gene RAB1A). The transcript is spliced from 6 exons. Gene Ontology annotation, molecular function: GTPase activity; GTP binding. Bases 333 to 950 code for a protein of 205 amino acids. The record is from RefSeq and is a predicted model, not a curated record. Lineage: Eukaryota; Metazoa; Chordata; Mammalia; Chiroptera; Phyllostomidae.